AUGUCGAAACUACAUAAUCUCUCACAGACGAUUCAUGCUACUCUCCUCUCACCACCUACACAGUUCCUCCUUGUAUCGACCGUUGUUAACGAACAAUGGUGUAUUAGCUUGUUUAAUACGUCCAAAUCAGAUAACGCAAGAGUGUGGAUAUCGUGUCAGUCAUUAGGUGAAGUGGAAGACGAAGAUGAUGUGGUGGAAGCUAUCAAAGAAGGAUUGUUACAUGUUGAUUGUGGUUCACGUAGAAAAGUGGAUCUAGAGAGUAUAGCGGAUAUCACACUUCAUAUUCUUGUGAAACCUCAGCCCUUGCUCAUCACGUUGACGAAAGGAAAAACGGAGGAUCAUAUCGGUCAAUUAAUAGGGGUAGCGUAUCAGCUAUUGGCACGGCCUGAACCCAGACAGAAUGGUACAUCUGAUCUCAAAGAGCUGAAAGUACUGCUAUUUCAAAAAGAUGCUGAAAUAGCGAAUCUCAAUUCUAAAUUAUCGAGUCUGAAAGCAACGGUAGUGAGAGCUACUGCAUCUGACAACAAGAAAAAAGUGCAACAAUCCCCUCAAAAAGCGAAACCACUGCCAGGUGCAAGUCAACUACAACCUAAUCAGAAGAGGAGGAAGAUCGUGGAAGAUGAAUUUGCUGGUAGUAGUGAUGAUGACGAGGAGGAUUGA
This is a messenger RNA of Kwoniella shivajii, 660 nucleotides long. RefSeq lists its product as uncharacterized. The record is from RefSeq and is a predicted model, not a curated record. The transcript has 8 exons. Bases 1 to 660 code for a protein of 219 amino acids. Lineage: Eukaryota; Fungi; Basidiomycota; Tremellomycetes; Tremellales; Cryptococcaceae.